UGUGCCCGUUGGCCCAGCCCAACCCGACCCGGCGCUCUCUCUUCCUUCCAUCUCUCCCCCGAUUCCUCUCACCCGAUUCCGGCACACACCCAUACGCGGCGGCGGCAUCUCCUAACCCUAGCCGUCAACGGCGGCGCGCCCCCUAACUCGUGUCCUACAAUUGCUUGCUACAGAGAAAGCUACAGGGAUCGAGUUGGAUGGCGCCUUCCACAUCCGAUCGAGAGCAAAACGGUGAGGCGAGCAGCAGCGGGGCGGGCUCAAAAUCGAAGGACAAGGAGCGGCCAAGGUCCUUUGACGAGAAGACGCGGACUGCGUGCUGGCGUAAGGCGGCGGUGCUGGCAGGGCGACACCCAGAGCGGUGGCGGCAGGACGCCGCUGGCAACGUGGUGUGCCGCCGCUUCUGGAGCUGCCACGGCUGCCUCUGCUAUGAAUACGAUCACAUCAUUCCCUUCUCCAAAGGAGGGGAAUCUACUGUUGAGAAUUGCCAGAUCCUUCAGACUAGGGUGAACCGUUCCAAGUCUGAUAAAGCAUGGGUGGAGAAGGCAGAGAUGCAAGGCUUUUCCUGCGAUAUCAAGUUCACAGACAAGGAGCUUGAUGUAAUCGAGAUGGCAGUCUAUGGGGAUGUCAUUCGUCCUGGCAAACAAUGUCGCUGCAAGACCGUAGCUGAGAUGCUUGGACAGGUGAAAUCAAAGAAUCAAAUGGCUGCUUGUGACUUACCAACAUAAUGAUGCCUCCUUAUAUGAAGACCAUGUAGACUUGUGUCCUUCUUUCAGGGAGGGCAAUCAUCGUCAAACUGCUGAUUACAUUAUAUUAUUGAUCUCCGUUAAAUUGGCAUCAUCGUCUUCAGCACAAAAGCACACCCAUAGAGCAAUCUAAGCUCAUAGGUGCAAUUAUAUUGUGCUUGUCACUUAUGCCUGUCAGAAACUUGGAAUGUGACAUUGAACAUGUUUGACUGUAGAAAUUAUUAACUUGAUAACGCCACUUACCAAGAGUUGUGUCAAAGUAUUGUGUUUGUAGUAAUAUAUCCUGUCUUGCUGUUGGGGAGUAGAUGCUAAUGGUUUUGAUCUCGUUUAUGGA
Molecule: messenger RNA, 1077 nt
Organism: Triticum aestivum (bread wheat)
Lineage: Eukaryota; Viridiplantae; Streptophyta; Magnoliopsida; Poales; Poaceae
Exons: 3
Coding region: 198-725 (175 amino acids)
Molecular function (GO): nucleic acid binding; zinc ion binding; endonuclease activity
Source: RefSeq, a predicted model, not a curated record